AUGUGGCGACAGGGCAUAGCAAGCCUUCGCCGGCAACCGAGGCUGUCGUGCCCGCGGCCGCCGCCUCACGCGACCAGCGGGUCAGCCGCGAGCCCGGGCCCCAUCCAGUCGCGCAGCCGACGGCCCCCACCGCCCUCGACGACAUCGCCCUUCCUCCCUCGGCGCCGCUCCCUCCAGACCUCGGCGCCCUUCCAGCCACUGCAGGGGCCCCCGACGCCCGCCUCCCUCGGCGCACCACGGGCCGCGAGGUCAUUCACCCGCUCGCGCAGGUGGCUCCGGCGGCUGCUCAUCCUCGCCGCCGCCGCCGGCGUGGUGUACGUGGUGGACAGCCAGGUCUAUGCUUCCGGGCUCGGCCGCAGCCUACGCACCUUCGGCACCGGCGUGCUUGUCGCUGUCGACUACAAGAUCAACUUCCGCGCCAAGCCCUUGCCCGUCAUCGGCAGUGACGGUGGCAUCCCCGACCUGCACAGGCGCUCCGCCGAGCGCAUGUUCGACCUGCUGCGUCACAACGGCGGGCUCUACCUCAAGAUCGGCCAAGCCAUCGCCAUGCAGAGCGCCAUCAUGCCCCCCGAGUUUCAGAAGAUGUUCUCGCGCAUGUUCGACGACGCCCCGCAGAACAGCUGGGAAGAGGUCGACAAGGUCAUCCGCGACGACUUUGGCGGCCGGGGCGUGCAGGAGGUCUUCGGUGUCAGCUUCGCCGGCGGUGACGGCAAGGGCGUCAUCGAGACAACUGCCAGGGCGUCUGCCAGUGUCGCGCAGGUGCACUGGGCGAGGCUUCCCGACGGCCGCGAGGUUGCGCUGAAGAUACAGAAGCCCGAGAUUGCCAAGCAGAUUGGCUGGGACCUGUGGGCGUUCAAGGUUGUGACGUGGGUCUACAGCAAGUGGUUCGACCUGCCCCUGUACAGCUUGGUCCCCUUCAUCACGGAGCGGCUUGAGCUCGAGACCGACUUCGUCAACGAGGCCAAGAAUUCCGAGACGAUGCGGAAGCUCAUCAACGACGAGCCGUCCCUGAAGGGCCGCGUUUACGUCCCCAUAGUCUAUCCCGAGCUGUCGUCGAAGCGCGUGUUAACCACCGAGUGGAUCGAAGGCGUUCGACUGUGGGACAAGGCUACCAUGACGGGCCCCUGGCUGGGCGGCUACGGGAAAGGCUCCCCCGGCGUGCAUGGCAAGCAACUCGAGGCACCUGACAUGACGCGGAUCCGGCGGGAGCUGCGGCAGAGCCCUGGCAGCAGCGGCGCACAACUCAAGCCGGAGCGCAACGAGUGGAAAGGCCCACGCGGCAAAGGCGGGCUAGGGCUGUCGGCGAAGGAAGUGAUGACCACGAUGGUCGAUCUCUUCAGUGCUCAGAUCUUCAAAUGGGGCGUCGUGCACUGCGACCCCCACCCGGGCAACAUCUUCAUCCGACGACUCCCUAGCGGGCACGCGGAGCUGGUUCUCAUCGACCACGGGCUCUAUGUAUACAUGAGCCCGAAGUUCAGGCGCGAGUAUGGGACCUUCUGGAAGUCCCUCAUGACCUUCGACAACGACAAGAUCAAGGAGGUAACGGAGGAGUGGGGCAUCAAGGCCGCGGACAUAUUCGCGUCCGCCACGCUGAUGAGGCCGUACGAGGGCGGCGACCAGGAGUUCAAGCGCGGGCUCAUGAUGGAGGGCAUGACCCCCAGCGAGAGGAGCUACGCGAUGCAGCGGCGGAUGAAGCAGGGCAUCAGAGAUAUCCUAGCAGACGAGGACAAGUGGCCGAAGGAGCUCAUCUUUAUCGGCCGAAACAUGCGGAUCGUGCAGGGGAACAAUCAGUACAUGGGGUCUCCUGUCAACAGGGUCAAGAUGAUGGGAGAGUGGGCGUCUAGGAGCCUCUUCCUGGACCCCAACCUGCCCUGGCCCGAACGGCUCAGGUACCGGUGGAGGCACUUGCUCUUCAAGGCAGUGCUCUGGGGCUCGGAUUGGUUGGGCGUCGGGGGAGGGAUGGAAGACGAGGUCGAGGCCCGCAUGGCGGACAUGGCCAAGGAUGUUGGUAUUGAGCUCCAACACGGCGUAUUUGAGGGUUGA
Messenger RNA from Diaporthe batatas, 2043 nucleotides. RefSeq lists its product as uncharacterized. The transcript has 3 exons. Lineage: Eukaryota; Fungi; Ascomycota; Sordariomycetes; Diaporthales; Diaporthaceae. The record is from RefSeq and is a predicted model, not a curated record. Bases 1 to 2043 code for a protein of 680 amino acids.